Cyprinodon variegatus (sheepshead minnow) is the source of this 1563-nucleotide messenger RNA. RefSeq names its product endothelin-2-like. The transcript has 5 exons. NCBI's taxonomy places the organism in Eukaryota, Metazoa, Chordata, Actinopteri, Cyprinodontiformes, Cyprinodontidae. The coding region runs from base 99 to 605 and encodes 168 amino acids. Gene Ontology annotation, molecular function: endothelin B receptor binding; hormone activity. Gene Ontology annotation, biological process: regulation of vasoconstriction; intracellular calcium ion homeostasis; vein smooth muscle contraction. Gene Ontology annotation, cellular component: extracellular region. The record is from RefSeq and is a predicted model, not a curated record.
GUUGCUGCACUCCAGCCUUCAGAUCCAAAAAAACAUUUGCUGAAACGAGAGCACCUUGAGCAUAUCUACCCAAGGCUUCUGAUCAUCAAAGAAUAAUCAUGGAUUCCUUUCUGAGGAAGAUGCUGUGUUUAUUUAUUAUCUGCAUGUCUCUACGAGAUGGCUGUGGGCUCCCUUUAUCAGACCAUCUGGAGGCGCCGGUCCAAGCGAUUCAUCCGCACCACAUCAGGACCAAGCGAUGCUCCUGUAACAACUGGGAGGACAGAGAGUGCAUCUACUUCUGUCACCUGGACAUAAUCUGGGUCAAUACACCAAGCAAACUGCUUCCUCAUGGUUUGGGAAGCUCUGUGUCUCGUCGCCGCCGGUCAACCAAGAGAUGUGAAUGUCGUGAUCCUGCUGAUAAAACCUGCAACAGGUUUUGCCGUAAAAGCUUAGAGGACAGCACAACCGAUAUCUUGGAGUCACCGCAAAAAGCCACAGCGACGAAGAGUCACAUAUUGCUGUCAUCCUUAAGAUCUGUACUCCAGUCCAACAUGGUGAUUGCAAAAGCUGUUCACUCAUCAAACAUGAAAUCUUCCGGAGCCACAGAGACUAAAAAUAGGAGGUGAAGAAGUGAAGAGAGAAAGGAUAUUUGGACUUGUGAAUCCUACCUCCACCAACUCCUCGGACUCAUUUUGCUUGAAGCGAUAGGAUGAUGAUUCAAAGGAAUUCCAAUUCUAUGGAAGCAGAGGGAGGAAAAGGAAAAAAAAAAACUGUAUCAACAGCAAAAUCAAAACUUGGGAGACUCCUUAGUUCUGAAUGCAUGUUUUAGUAUGAGUGCAUGAGUUAUUACCUCAGUUGGAGAUGUAAAACAUCCUUAUAUUUAUGAAUAUAUAGCACGUCAUUGUAGACCUUUGCCUUAGAAUUCCUCUGUAUCAGAGGUGGAGUGUACUGUCCUUCUUAAUGUUUAAGGCAAACCUGCAAAUAGCUUUUAAAUUAUCAGGAAGUACUUGAAAACGGCAGCUAGUUUACGCCUGGCCCUCGGUGGCCAUGGUUGAAUGUAAUCUCCCUGGGAUUUACGUAAUGAACACUUUGUUUAUUCAAGGCCCCCCCUUCCCAGCACAGUAUUCUUUUAGUUUGUAGAAUUAAUAAUAUGGUAGGUCUAUUAUGAUUUUUGAUUUAUUUAAUGAUAAGCUAGAAGGUUUCAAAUAUGAACAGCUUCACAAAACAAGACCAUAGUUUUUUUCUCCUUGCUGACAUAUUCAUUUAAUACCUUUGUUAUUUAUCAUAGGGAAAAUCUGACACAUGACUCCUGCUAUGUAAUUUGUAACUCAUGAAUUUGUGGUCUGCAUUAGAUACCGUUAAUGCCAUUAGCUGGCUGAUUGCGGCCUACAGUCAGUGACUGAAUGUGGACAUGUCACUGCAAGGCAAAAACAUCUCAGUGCUGAAUAUCAUCUUCAGUUUAUACAUUUUACUGAACUAAUAUGAAAACAAUCAUUGUAAGUUGAAUACUUUAUUUAUUGCCUAACUUAUUGAGAAAUGUAUUUAUAGUUCCAUAACUAAUGCCUGGUAUUUUGUAUGAGAAUA